Oikopleura dioica is the source of this 1110-nucleotide messenger RNA. NCBI's taxonomy places the organism in Eukaryota, Metazoa, Chordata, Appendicularia, Copelata, Oikopleuridae. The record is from the annotation of a GenBank genome assembly.
AUGAAGUUAUUGUCGAGCUUUUCGAUUUUCCAGCUUGUUUUUGCUCGAUUCGAGCUCGGAGGUGACUCGAGCCCAGCCACCAACGCCGACGAGGCCGAUGAAGGAGGCCUGGAAUGGCUUCGUUCUCGUGCAAGCUCAACUUCAAUCAACCUCUCUCAGAAACGCUCUAACUUGAUGCGUUUUCUUUGGCAGAAUCCUCUCUGCAGAGACAUCAACAAAUGCGAAUGCGGUGGUGAAAUCGGCGGCAAAAAACAGCUAGAAGGAACGAUUACCGUCGGAAACGGGGAGGAUGUCGAUGCGAGAUAUGAUCGCCGACAAGCCUGUAUGUGGCACAUUAGAGUUCCCGACAACUACACCAUCCACAUGCAAUUCGAUCGAGAGUACGGCUUCGACGUGGAAUACCACAACUUUUGCGGAUUCGACAAGGUCCACAUUCUCAAGGGACUUUUCGGAGCGAAUAAAAAUUUCGAAAAAAUUGCGCGAUUCUGCGGUCCGCGCAAAAAUUUCGAGCCGCUGCCAUGGGAUGGCAAGAGACGAAUCUAUCACAACGAGGGGGACAUGGACUUUUGGGACAGACCCUAUGAUAUCAAGAGCAACAAAGCAACUGUUGCAUGGGACGCUGAUCAAACGAAAGUGCACAAGGGCUGGAAACUCAAUUGGUGGGCAGUUGCUGCUGAGCCGAUGGAAUCCGAUCGUCUGGAAGAUAACACGAAGUUCGAUACAUUAGCCGGUGUGCUCCAUCUCCUUACUGGCAAGAUCCGCCCAUUGAUUCAAGCGCAGAUAACGCUUCCCGUGCGUGUCAAGCAAAACCAACUUCAGCACCUGAACAAUCUUCUAGGCAAGCUUGAAGACGCCAUUUCAAUCAAGGGCCCUCUUGGAUCCAAGAGCUGCUCAGACAUGGAAGACUGGCAGCCACCAUCGCAGAAAUUGAAGCAGAUUCUCGCUGAAGACCACACUCUCGAAGGCUGGCUCGCCGAAGAUGGCCCUAUCGUCCAAUACGCUGCUUACUACAUCGGCGAGUGCAAGAACUACAAGUGGGACAAGCGCGUCAAAAACGUUUACGCGAAAACCACGAAAAAUCUCGGUCGCGCUAGAAAGCCGAAAUUCUAA